Molecule: messenger RNA, 6105 nt
Organism: Bubalus bubalis (water buffalo)
Lineage: Eukaryota; Metazoa; Chordata; Mammalia; Artiodactyla; Bovidae
Gene: NPTXR
Product: neuronal pentraxin receptor
Exons: 6
Coding region: 1-2073 (690 amino acids)
Source: RefSeq, a predicted model, not a curated record
AUGCAUCUGAGCUCAAAUGCUGCUCCAGUGCAUACUAGCCGCGUGACCUUGGACAGCGACCUGACCCCUGUGGGCCUCUUUUCACAGAGCCCGGCGUGGAGAAAAGCUCCCCACAAGCUAGCAGACGGCCUGGUGGGCUCGGAGAAGGGGCUAGAGAGUCGUGGUGGGGCGGGGCAGGGGUCGCCCAGGAGUUCCGCCGCCCGGCCACCAGGUCGCCGCCCUCUGCGAGGCGACGGCUGCGGGCAGAGGCUCCCGGUGCCUCCCCCGCCCCUCGCCGCAUCCCGGGCGGCGCCCCCACUCGGCGCCCGGCACGGAACGGGUGCGGGGCUGGGCCAGGGCCGGCCCGGGGGAGCCGGCGGGGCGGGGCCGCCGCGCCCCGCUCCCCCUCCCCGCCGCCCGCCGCCUUCUCCUCCUCGCGCCGCCGGGGCUCAGAACGGCGGCAGCAGCGGCCGCGGCCACAGCUCCGGCUCCGGCUCCGGCUCCUCCUGCGCCCGGGCCCCGCUCGGCCCUGCACGCCCGGGCCCCGCGCCCCGACCCCGCCGCCGCGCCUGCCGGGGGGCCUCGGGCGCCCCCGCCGCCCGCCUCACGCUGAAGUUCCUGGCCGUGCUGCUGGCCGCGGGCAUGCUGGCGUUCCUCGGUGCCGUCAUCUGCAUCAUCGCCAGCGUGCCCCUGGCGGCCAGCCCCGCGCGGGCGCUGCCCGGCGGCGCCGACAACGCCUCGGCCGCCGCCGCGUCCCCGGGCCCGCAGCGCAGCCUGAGCGCGCUGCACGGCGCGGGCGGCUCGGCCGGGCCCCCAGCUCUGCCCGGGGCGCCGGUGGCCAGCGCGCACCCGCUGCCGCCAGUACCCCUCUUCAGCCGCUUCCUGUGCACGCCGCUGGCCGCCGCCUGCCCGUCGGGGGCCGAGCCAGGGGACGCGGCGCCGGGCGAGCGCGAGGAGCUGUUGCUGCUGCAGAGCACGGCGGAGCAGCUGCGCCAGACGGCGCUGCAGCAGGAGGCGCGCAUCCGCGCCGACCAGGACACCAUCCGCGAGCUCACCGGCAAGCUGGGCCGCUGCGAGAGCGGCCUGCCGCGCGGUCUCCAGGAAGCCGGGCCCCGCCGGGACACCAUGGCCGAUGGGCCCUGGGACUCGCCCGCGCUCAUCCUCGAGCUAGAGGAUGCGGUGCGCGCCCUCCGGGACCGCAUCGACCGCAUCGAGCAGGAGCUUCCAGCCCGAGUGAACUUCUCAGCCGCCCCAGCCCCUGCACCCGUGGUGCCCACUGCCCUGCACUCCAAGAUGGAUGAGCUGGAGGGGCAGUUGCUGGCCAAGGUGCUGGCGCUGGAGAAGGAACGCAUGGCCCUUGGUCACAGCAGCCAGCAGCAGCGGCAGGAGGUGGAGAAGGAGCUGGACGCCCUGCAGGACCGUGUAGCCGAACUGGAGCACGGGUCCUCAGCCUACAGUCCCCCAGAUGCCUUCAAGAUCAGCAUUCCCAUCCGCAACAACUACAUGUACGCCCGCGUGCGGAAGGCGCUGCCGGAGCUCUACGCCUUCACCGUCUGCAUGUGGCUGUGCUCCAGGUCUGGUGGCACUGGCCAGGGCACCCCCUUCUCCUACUCGGUGCCCGGACAGGCCAACGAGAUUGUGCUGCUGGAGGCGGGCCACGACCCCAUGGAGCUGCUGAUCAAUGACAAGGUGGCCCAGUUGCCCCUGAGCCUGAAGGACAAUGGCUGGCACCACAUCUGCAUCGCCUGGACCACAAGGGAUGGCCUGUGGUCUGCCUACCAGGAUGGGGAGCUGCGGGGCUCUGGUGAGAACCUGGCCGCCUGGCACCCCAUCAAGCCUCAUGGGAUCCUUAUCCUGGGCCAGGAGCAGGAUACCCUAGGCGGCCGGUUUGAUGCCACCCAGGCCUUCGUGGGUGACAUUGCCCAGUUUAACCUCUGGGACCACGCCCUGACACCAGCCCAGGUCCUGGGCAUUGCCAACUGUACGGGGCCACUGCUGGGCAACAUCCUCCCAUGGGAGGACAAGCUAGUGGAGGCCUUUGGGGGUGCAACGAAGGCCGCCUUUGAUGUCUGUAAAGGCAGGGCCAAGGCAUGAGGGGCCACCUCGUCCAGGGGCCCCUCCCUUGCCUGCAAAUUCGGGGACCUUCCGGGGCGGGAGCACAUUCCCUCCUUAGCCUACCCACACGCACACUGGUCUCCUUCUUUGCCCCACUCCUGGCCAUGCCUCCCGUUUCCCCCACCUGUACCCACACCUCCAGAACGCCCUGCCCUUGAUGGCUGUCCCCUGAUCCCACUUGAAUGGGGACAAGCAGCUUGAGUCAAAAGGUCAAGCCUGGGGUGAGUCCAGGGCCUGGCAGGGGGUGCAUCGCAGUACCCAUGACUCUUGCCCCACCGCUGGCACUAGAGUGGAGCCAUCUCCCACCCCAUGUCCCCUUACCCAUCAACCACAGCUGAUUCCACUGAUCUCACAGCACCAUCCAUGGGGCUGUGUACAGGUGAAGGGCCCACUGUCUCAGUGGCAGGGAUGGUUAUCUGUCCCCUUUCCUCCGUGAGGCAGGCGUGCCCCCUUCCUCUUCAGGGCCAUUUUGGGCUGUGGAGCUGUCCCCCAGCUGAGAGAGAAUGAUAGAACCACACUGGAGACUCAGACUCACCCCCUUCCAUCUUUCCACCAGCUGCCAGUCAUGGGCAGGGGAAUCUUGAUGAAGCUUCUCCCCCCCAACCCCCACCCCCACCUGCACCCUUUCUUCCUCCUCUUUCCUUGUUUCUUUGUGUGCUGAAUGGUUGCUUUGAGUGUUGGUUCCAUGCCUGGCCCAGCCCCACCUCAAUUUCCAGGAUUCCCUUCCCAGCUCCAGCCUGGAGGGUUGGGGACCAAGAUCUCAGGAGGCCUACCAUGGCUGUGUCCACUGGCAUGGUCACCUUGCCCCUUCUGUGACCAGAACAGGGCCUGGAACACUUCAGCCUGGGCUGGGGACAGCAUGAGACAGAGGGGACAGCAUGGGACAGAGGCAUGUGCCCCAGGAGACCCAGGCUCUGGCAGAGCCACAGUACUGACCCGCUCUGCAUGGCCCUGCAGCCUUUGGGGAAGGAAAGAAGCAGAGAGGGCAGGGAGAAGCACGGAGUGGCGUGCAGAGCUCUGGACGAGAAGAAGGAGCCCCUGGUUCCUGGUCUCUGCUGCCGGCCUGCUGUGUAGUCUGCUGUCAGUCCCUGCUCUCCACUGGCUGGCCGUCCUCAUUUGUGAGCUUUGGUCAUUUAUGAGAGCUCUCCAGAUCAAAAGUAGGAUGGUCUAUGAUUCCAGGUGGAUAGGGUGGGACAAGCCUGAGAACCUACCUAGAUGUCAAGGCGCAUAGCAAGGGCAGGCCCUGGGACUGGGCAGCAGAUGGGAUCUGGCUAGGCAUGGGUCAGGGUCAGCAGCUGGCUCCAGAGAGUAAAGGGCAAGGGGAAGGGUCAAGGCAGACCAAAAUCAUACACAGAUUGUUAAGGUCAGCUCUUCUGGAUCACCCCCAACCUGCCACCCUUGCCCAUCUGAGUGUUUCAAAGGGCUAGUGGCUUACCUGGGCCCUACCCUUGAGUCCCCACCGGCUCCCCCAAGACAAUGGAAGAAUAUCAGAGCUGAGAAAAGCCACCCAGUCUGACCUCUUGUUGCUCAUAUGAGGAGGAGGUCAGAGAGGGCAAGUGACUUGCACAGGAUCACACAGCUCAAUGGAGCCAAGCUAGGACUAGAACCCAGUGCUCUUUCCCCCACACCAUACUCCUUGCCUGUGAGAGUCUUUUGAGUCCAGCCUAAACCUAACAGGAUGGACAUUUGAGGGGCCAGAAUGCUUUCCAACAUUCCAACAAUGCUUUCCAACACUGGACCACUUUCCUGUAUGAAACAUACAGACAUCUUGGCAUUCCCACCCCCGAUCCCUGGAAGGUAGGGUGGGAGAGAUGUGAUCUCCUGGCACUCUGGCAGGAAUGGAGAGCUGAGAACACUGGGGUCCCUCCCCAAUUACCUACCGGGUGUCUGGACAGAUGUUGGCUACUUAAGUCAGAUGGGUACUGGUGGCAUUUUGUUCCUUUGGUUCCCUGUCUCUGCUCCCCACAUCCACUUAGCCUGAGGCACGAUGCCCAAGCUACAGACUGUGGGGCGCAGGGCCAUGGAGGCUUUUCCAAGACUUGUUGCUUCCAGCCCCCAGAUCCUCAUUUCCAUUUCAAGAGCGCAAAUAGACCAUUCACCACUUCCAGCCCUACUACCCCUAGAAGGAGGGAUGGUGCGCUUUAGCCAGAACCUGCCGAGAUCUAGUUGCCCUGGUAACAGCCAAUGACAUCAGCCCCACUGCUGGGUCAAGCAUCUCAUGAUGACAUACGCUGUUGCUGGGGUGACGGCGAAAUUUGGAAUUUAGAUUUCAGGAACACUGGGCUUUAUUGGGUUCAUGUUAUUGUCUUUGAGGGAGCAGCUUUUGUGGAGGCCUGGAGGGGAAAGAAAGAAUCUUAGGAAGGAGGUGAUAGAACUUGUUUGGUCACUCGAGCCCACCCAGAAACAUUGUCCCAAGUCCUUUAUGCUUUGUCAUGGUGAUCAUGAGACUUCUGACCUGUGCUGAAUCACCCUGGUCAGCCCUCCAGAGGGAACAGGAACAAAACCAGAGAUGUUGCCAUGUAGGCUCUGAGUCUGGGCCAUCGGUGAGUGGCCUGGGUACCUAUUUACAUUCCAGAAUGAUGACUGUCCCAAGUCCCCACUCCUCCAUCUACUGAUUAUCCUUCUUUGCUGAAUGCCUGUUAUUUGGACUCCAGCUUUGACCUUCAGCUACUCCCAGGCACAGCCAAAAAGAUGGGGAGGAGAGAGGUGCUCAGCUGCGUCCUCGAACUACUCCCAGCUGAAAAUGAGGCUGGACCCAUGUCUGUUACACCCUUGUAACCUUGCCAUGCUGGGCACCUCACAGGGAUCAACUCAUUCACCCUCACAACAGUUCUAAGUAGGACUGUUCUUAGUCCCAUUGUACAAGUAUAGAAAUGCAGGCCCAGAGAGGUUAAGUAACCUGCCCAUGUAAAUCAACCCACAAGUGAUGGAACCCAGCAUUCAAAGCCGGUGACAUCCAGGGCCCACCCUUCAGCCUGAGGGGACAGGCGCUACCAUUGCCUGUGGAGUGGGAUUUGGCUAUCUACUGCUCCUGAGCCUGUUCACCCUGACCCAGAGGAACACAGAGGUGAGGGAUGGACUGGCCCCUGGGCCAGAGUCCCCUUGAGUGAGUCCAAGGGAGGGUUCUUAGCCCCUUCAGGGAGCACGUCCCUGUGAGGGGUGCUCACAGCCCAGCCCUUCUCUCACUGGCUGGAGUUUCCAGGACAGCUGAAGGGAGAGGAAGCUGGGUGUCUCCCAAGAGUCCCAGGCUGCAAAGGGGAGAGAGCUGACCCUUCUCAAACCCCUGCUUUGGGCCCAGCCCUGCGCCAGGUGCUUCACAGCUCUUAUCUGCCAGACUUUCCCACCUUGUGGCACAUGGCACCCCUAACCAACAUCCCAAGAGGCUGAUCACCUUGCCACAUUUGUGCAAGACCUGGACCACAGGUGUGGACAGGAAGGGCUCCGAAGCCCUCUUUUUACAGAUGAAGAUGCCAGGGCCCAGGGAGGAUGAGCAGUCUUCGGGGUUACCCAGCCGGGAUACUGGGAGACCUGAACCCAGCUUUCUGACUCUGCAUUCAGUGCUCGCUCCAUGAUGCAGUGGUCCUAGCCCCCCCUCAAAUGAGUCCCCUCUUCACUGUGUUUCCCAGCAUCCUUGCUCUGAGCAAACCGGGGAAGGGACACCGCCCCCCAAAAACAGAUGGAUUCAUUCUCUUCACCGUCUUUGUCCCAACUGCCUGCCACUCCUAACCCGUCCCCCUGGCCCCUGACCCUGCUGGGUGGGGAAGGGGCUCACAUGGGCCCAGGCUGAGCAGUGAAUGAGCAUGUCGAGCUGUCAGACUCUGUGAAAUUAGUGCAUCCUACUGGCAACCCGCCUCCCCGAUCCUGCCUGAUUUUGUACAUAAAGUGACAUGAGAUGCAACAUGUGUACGUAUGUGUGUGCGCGCGCGUGUGUGUGUAUGUUAUGUCAUGGUUUUUGUUACUUUUUGUUUUUGUAAAUUUGAAUGUCCAAAAUAAACGUGAUGUUUACUCUGA